AUGGCGGCGCCCACAAGGCGGACUGUGUUAUGGCUGGCGAGGUGCUGGCGGCGGUUCGAGAGACCCUGGAGUCUGAAUUCUCGUAGCUUGACCCUUGCGGCUGCACCGUCGAAUAGCUCAUCUCCAUGGCGCCUGUUGGGUGCGUUGUGCCUGCAGCGGCCACCGGUGGUCUCGAAGCAAUUGACCCCGAUGCAGGAAGAGAUGGCAGCUCUGCUACAGCAGAUUGAGAUAGAGAGAAGCCUGUAUUCAGACCAUGAACUUCGUGCUUUGGAUGAAGCCGAGCAACUGGCAAAGAAAAAAAGUGACCUUUAUGAAGAAGAAGAUGAGAAGAAUAUAUUGCUGGUGCAGGACUUGGAAGACAUGUGGGAGCAGAAAUUCCUGCAGUUCAAACCUGGAGCUCGAAUAACAGAUGCCGACGUAAAGAAUGACCGAAGCUCGCUGCACCGGAAGCUUGACAGGAACCUUAUUCUGUUGGUCCAAGAGAAGCUUGGAGACCAGGACGUUUGGGUGCUGCCCCAGGCCGAGUGGCAACCUGGGGAGACGCUCCGCCGAACAGCUGAGCGAACCCUGGCCACACUCUCAGAAAACAACAUGGAAGCCAAGUUCCUGGGAAAUGCGCCCUGCGGCCACCACAAGUUCAAGUUCCCCCAGGCAGUGCGGAUGGAGGGCAGCCUCGGGGCCAAGAUCUUCUUCUUCAAAGCCCUGCUGCUAAGCGGAGACUUUUCCCCGGCCGUGGAGAAGGGCCGUCAUGUGUGGGCCAGCAAGGAGGAACUGGGGGACUAUUUGAAGCCCAAAUACCUGGCCCAGGUCAGGAGGUUUCUCUUGGACCUCUGA
Rangifer tarandus platyrhynchus (Svalbard reindeer) is the source of this 834-nucleotide messenger RNA. The record is from the annotation of a GenBank genome assembly. NCBI's taxonomy places the organism in Eukaryota, Metazoa, Chordata, Mammalia, Artiodactyla, Cervidae.